UUCAACACAUUAAGCUGCAUAUUUUAAACUUAGGCUAGAAAAUUAUAAAAUUACGUUCGAAAUUCUAGUGAGAACGCUAAGGACUGUGUACUAAAACCUCAAAUAUUUAGCGAAACUUGAAGACGAUUCAAUUCCCAUUCUCUUAUCCACAUUUCUAAUAAUGAUAACAGAGACAACGAAUUAUGUAUCAAUCGGAGAAAGAACCCACUAAAAAUGACGGGUCCAGCGAGUGACACAACAUCCGCAGCAAACAGUUCCUCUGCUGAGAAAUCGUCAACAAAUCCAUUGGAGCAGUUUGUUCUUCUGGCAAAAACAGCAAAAGGUGCAGCAGCGCUGGAGCUUAUAAAGCAAGCAAUAGAAACUCCAGGAGUUCACGUGUUUGGCGAGUUGUUAGACAUGCCGAAUAUCAAAGAAUUGGAGAACGGUCCACACGAAGUUUACUGGAACACAUUGAAUCUGUUUGCCUAUGGAACAUACAAGCAGUUCUUAGCAAACAAAGAAAAAUUUUUGGAUUUGACACCCACACAGAAGAAAAAAUUACAGCACUUAACGAUAGUUACCCUGGCUGAAAAAACAAAAUGUAUUCCCUACUCCACUCUCCUGGAAGAACUCGAUGUCAAAAACGUACGUGACCUCGAAGAUUUAAUCAUUGAAGCGGUUUAUGCUGACAUAAUACAGGGCAAAUUGGAUCAGAAGAACUCACAAUUGGAAGUCGACUACACUGGCUUAGGACGUGACGUCACAUCCGCAGAUGCCAAAGCCGUUGCUGAAACUUUGGCCACUUGGGGACAAACCUGUGAAACGGUUUUGGCUUGCAUCGAACAACAAGUUCUCAGGGCUAAUACCGAAAAACAAAAAGCCACUAAUCACAAAGAAAAAAUCCAGCAAGAUAUCGCAAAUAUGAAAAAAUCAUUCCUGGCACAAGCUGGUGGAGGUGGGGUUCAAGAAGCCGACGCAGCUGGUAGCGGAACAAGCGCAGGCGGUAGCGAGUCGUGCAGAGAAGCACUUCCGGUACCGCCGGAUCCAAAGAAGAAACAACAGAAAGGAAAAAAUGUUAGAGGCAGCGGAUCUUCUUCUACUAAUUCGCUAGGCAGCGGCAUGAACUGACACACUGAUGGUACGGGGAGAAAAAGAAAGAGAGAGAAAGAGAGAGAGAAAAAGAGAGAUUGGAAUUAUUCGGAGCGAAGCUUGAACAAACUGGUUUUACAACAAUGUUAAGUGCUUUGGAGAUUUCACGUAAUUAUAAUAAUGUUUUCACGUAUCAUUGAUCCAAAUUUUUGUAUGUUUCUCUAAUGAAUUAAAUGUUAACACUUUUUUUUUAUCCAAAUAAAAGAACGAAAAAUGUA
Molecule: messenger RNA, 1346 nt
Organism: Venturia canescens
Lineage: Eukaryota; Metazoa; Arthropoda; Insecta; Hymenoptera; Ichneumonidae
Gene: CSN7
Product: COP9 signalosome subunit 7
Exons: 5
Coding region: 214-1107 (297 amino acids)
Biological process (GO): COP9 signalosome assembly
Cellular component (GO): COP9 signalosome
Source: RefSeq, a predicted model, not a curated record